ACAGCAGCCUCCUCCUCCUGUCCUGUCAGCAGUGUCAGCUUCGUGCUAAAUAAAAUAAACCAUAUCAUGUGCUUGUUAUAAAAUACAUACGGCUGAUUUUUUUACGUUUAAUCUUAUAAUUGAGAUGAGUUUUGGUUGUUAAAAAACCAGUAUAAUUGGUCUUUGUCAGUGACUUCUAAUCAUUUCAAUGCCAUUAUCCGUACGGCAACGAACUAUUCUUAAUAAAAAUGGCGUUAAAAGAACUACUAGUUUUAAAGGAAAGAGAUCGUCAAAAGUCAGUGAGGGAGAUGUACUAGUUGUAAAUGCUCCCUCAGAUCUAAGAAGUAUUGCAUAUCCUGGAGGUGCUGUGGUUUUAGUAUUGUUACUCUCAGCUCGUUUACUCUCAUCAUAUUAUGGCCAUAUAGCAGACUGUGAUGAAACAUACAAUUAUUGGGAACCUUUGCAUUAUCUUGUUUAUGGAAAUGGAUUGCAGACGUGGGAAUACAGUCCAGCCUUUGCUAUCAGAUCAUAUAUGCCAUUGUGGUUAUUUGCCAUACCUGCAAAAAUACUAGCUGUAUUUAUGAGUCCUGUAAAAAUAUUUUAUGUGUUACGAGCAGUACUAGCUAGCUUCAGUGCCGUUGCAGAGCUAAUGUUUUACAAAGCAAUAUGCCACGAGUACGGCGUGCACGUGGGGCGGGUGUGGCUGGGCCUCACGCUGCCGGCGGCGGGCUGCUUCGCCAGCUGCGCCGCCAUGCUGCCGUCGUCGUGGAGCUCCGCGCUCACGGCGGCCGCUCUCGCGUGCUGGUGGCGGCGGCGGUACCCUGCCGCAGUCAUGUUCACGGCUGCCACUUCCUUACUAAGUUGGCCAUUUACAGCUUUAAUUGGAGUGCCCAUUGCCAUAGAUAUGAUUUUCAUGAAACAACAAUAUGUAACGUUUUUCAAGUGGUCGGUCAUAUCGCUCGUCACAAUUUUGUUACCUAUGAUAAUAGUGGACUCUUGGCAUUACGGGCGGCUAGUAAUAGCGCCGUGGAAUAUAGUAGCUUACAAUAUAUUUACCGAACAAGGACCAGAUUUAUAUGGAGUCGAGCCUUGGACCUACUAUUUUGUCAACGGAUUUCUCAAUUUUAAUAUUGUAUGGAUAUUAGCUUUAUCGAGUCCACUGCUGUUGUUGGCGUGCACCGCAAUCUCGGCUCGCUCGACAGCACGGGCCCCGUUCUGCUCCCCUUACUGGCUAGGGCUGAUGCCGCUCACGCUGUGGCUGAUAGUAUUCAUGCUACAGCCACAUAAAGAGGAAAGAUUUCUGUACCCAGUGUACAACAUGAUCGUGCUAGCCGGAGCUAUCGGUGUGGAUUGUUUGCAAAAGAUGACAUAUGCGGUCGGCACUGAACUGUUUAGAUGGCGUAAAAUGAGGGAAAAACGUCACUACCUCGUGUACACCGGUGCACUCAUGGCAAUAUCUGUUUCCGUAGCCGGGAUUGUCAGUGUUUCGCGGAUAAUGGCGCUUUUCAAUAACUACAACGCACCGAUGAACAUUCUGCAUCACCUGCCGGUCACGAAUGACACAGGCCUUUACCAAAACAAGUAUGUUUGUUUUGGUAAAGACUGGUACCGAUCGCCAUCCAGUUUUCUCCUGCCUCCUGAGUACCGGAUUCGUUUCGUAGCCAGCGAGUUUAAUGGACAACUGCCGGCACCUUAUGCUUCAUCACCUAAUGCCACCCGUCUCGUUCAACCACAUUUCAACGAUUUGAAUAAAGGUGACAACCGCACGUACCUCAGGCCUUCGGAAUGCCAUUAUUUGGUUGAUACAGACAUUGGACAGCCUAGUGGUAUACAACCAGCGUACCACCGUAACUCAACGUCCUGGGAAAUCGUUGCAAGCCUUCCUAUAUUGAAUGCUGAGAGAUCUCAUACAAUUUUUAGGGCAUUCUAUGUUCCGUUUUUAUCGAAUAAACACAACGUUUAUUCGUCAUUAUAUUUGUUAAAAAAUAAGAUUAUUGACAGUUUAAACUAGUCAUGAUAUUUAAGUUAGCUUUAGUACUGGGUACUAAGCGUUAUCAAGUGAAACUGGUUAUUGUGACCCAUUUGUUCUUUUUUUAAUUAUGGUUCUACUCUGCUAAGAGGAAAAUGUAAUAAAUAUCAAUUGUAUAUUGUGUAUUGUACACUGCUGUCAUUUUUGUUUAAAAAAAAGAUGAAAUAUUUUUCAAAGUUGCAGCUUUUCAGCUCUAUCUAACAGAAAAACCUACACACCUCGGCCAGUAAACAAGAAAUCCUCAGAUCGCAUGAAACAUAAGUACCUAUAUGUUUUCAAACAGCUUACUUGUAAAGUAAGAAAUGCUGAGCCCUAGGUAUGUAAUAUAAUAUUAGGUGUACUUCCUUUUUGGCGAAAUUUAUUUCGCCAAAUUUCACUUGGCAACCAACUUUUCGCCAAAGUUUCAUUUGGCAAACCAAUCGUUGGCAUAACCUUACUUUGCAACCAUUUCAUUUCCCAACCCCAUACUUGCGAAAUGAAAAUGACGUACUAGGUUGGGUUAGGUUAGGUUGGAUUAUGUAAAUUUGCGAAAUGAAAUUUCGACCAACUAAAAAUAUGGGAUAAAUAGUUUGGGAACUGAAAGUUUGUCAAGUAAUUUUCGCCGAAACAUCAGUCAUCAUCAUCAUCAUCAUGUCAGCCGAUAGACGGCCACUGCUGGACAUAGGCCUCCCCUAACAUCAGUAAACCAUAAUAUUAAUAUACUAUUAAAUAUUACCUAAAAUUCGAUCAUUCGCAGCAAUCGCAGCUACACCAACCGUUCAACCAUUACCGGCCAAGUAGACGAUACAUUUUUUUUUCUUAAACAUGCGCAGAAAUAUUGUAUUUAUGUUCAUGAUAAUAGGCGAUUUUAUUAUGGCAGAGUAGGAAACGCUUAUACGGUUAACAGUGGUAAUAAAUUACUGACAAUGCGUCUUAUACUCGUAUAUUACUUCUGUUCUGUAUGACCGUAGGUUCCUAUACUAUAUAUUUAUGCCUGCCUAGACAUUGCCAAUAAUGCUGUAAUAAAAAAAAAUAGCAUUGCAUUGGUUUACUGGUAGAGAAUGCUUUAAGGCAUUAAGGCCGCCAUUUGUACCUACAUAUUGUAUUGUGCAAUAAAUAUUAAAUAAAUAAAUAAAUUUUCACCUCACCAGCUGGUAAGGGCUCUCUUGAUAUAUAGCCACCUUCUGGAAAGGCCCUGAAGGCCAGCGAAGGUCAGGCAAACCGACAGAACGAUGGGUUGACGAGAUCAGACGGACAGGCGGAGACAAAUGGAGAAAGGAGGCGCAAGUUAGAGACAAAUGGAGACAACUGGAGGAGGCCUUCACCCUAA
Molecule: messenger RNA, 3317 nt
Organism: Cydia strobilella
Lineage: Eukaryota; Metazoa; Arthropoda; Insecta; Lepidoptera; Tortricidae
Gene: Alg9
Product: alpha-1,2-mannosyltransferase ALG9
Exons: 9
Coding region: 188-1990 (600 amino acids)
Biological process (GO): protein N-linked glycosylation
Cellular component (GO): endoplasmic reticulum membrane
Molecular function (GO): alpha-1,2-mannosyltransferase activity
Source: RefSeq, a predicted model, not a curated record